UUCGACGACAAAUUUAUAAGAAAACAAUAAAGGCCUACCUGCGAAAUGACAUUUGGAAUUAUUUUUCUGGAGAUUUUGCUUUUCACGUUCAUUGUCCAUUUCCCUACUGGAGAGUGUUGUAACUGCAAAGUUUGUCCAGGUCUAGCUAACUGUAGAGCGAAUUGUGUUGACGGAGAAAAAUUCUACAUCAAUGGUUUUUGUCAAUGCUAUUGUAAAAAGUGUCAAUACGCAUAUGAUCCGCUUCGAAGAUAUAUGUGCGCAAGAUCGAAAUUCGAUGAAAAGGGGUGUGUCCACUAUGUUUGCACAAAAAUUCCUCCGAGGCUUCAAAAUAAGCAAAAGCAACUUUACGCUUUGCAAAGAUAUGCCGAUAUUCUAAAUUGAUUCGUCAUGCCAAC
Messenger RNA from Gordionus sp. m RMFG-2023, 395 nucleotides. RefSeq lists its product as uncharacterized. The coding region runs from base 46 to 381 and encodes 111 amino acids. The transcript has 6 exons. NCBI's taxonomy places the organism in Eukaryota, Metazoa, Nematomorpha, Gordioida, Chordodea, Parachordodidae. The record is from RefSeq and is a predicted model, not a curated record.